This is a messenger RNA of Nilaparvata lugens (brown planthopper), 2554 nucleotides long. RefSeq names its product arrestin homolog (gene Arr1). Lineage: Eukaryota; Metazoa; Arthropoda; Insecta; Hemiptera; Delphacidae. The record is from RefSeq and is a predicted model, not a curated record. Bases 66 to 1223 code for a protein of 385 amino acids. Gene Ontology annotation, molecular function: G protein-coupled receptor binding. Gene Ontology annotation, biological process: signal transduction; G protein-coupled receptor internalization. The transcript has 8 exons. Gene Ontology annotation, cellular component: cytoplasm.
AAAACUAUAAUUCAGGGUCGGAAAGGACACAGUCGAUAAAGUACAGUGAACAGUGCAAUAGGAAAAUGGUAUUCAAUUUCAAAGUUUUCAAGAAAGUGUCGCCCAAUGGAAAGCUUACAUUGUAUCUGGGAAAGCGUGAUUUUGUCGAUCAUAUUUCUGCCGUUGAACCGAUAGACGGUGUAGCUCUACUGCAUGAUGACUACGUUAAGGAUAGGAAGGUAUUCGGUCAGGUCAUCUGUAGUUUCCGCUAUGGUCGCGAGGAAGACGAGGUUAUGGGUCUCAACUUUCAAAAAGAUCUCUAUCUUGCUUCAGAACAGAUUUACCCUCCCAAAGAGGGCAAAGAGCAGAAUCUUACCAAGCUUCAGGAGCGUCUGGUGAAGAAGCUGGGUCCGAACGCAGUGCCAUUUACAUUCACGAUCAACCCAAGUGCGCCUGCGUCAGUCACACUGCAGCCGGGACCGGAGGACGAGGGGCAUCCGUGUGGUGUUCAGUACUUUGUAAAACUGUUCACCGGCCAAAACGAGACUGACCGCACCCAUAGAAGGAGCACAGUGUCGAUGGCAAUUCGCAAAGUGCAGUUCGCGCCUUCAAAGCAGGGUCGCCAACCUUGCACCGUCGUCAGAAAGGAUUUCCUGCUCAGUCCUGGCGAACUCGAGUUGGAGGUUGUUCUUGAUAAGCAGUUGUACCACCAUGGCGAGAAGAUAGGCGUGAACCUGUGCAUUCGAAACAACAGCAACAAAAUUGUGAAGAAGAUAAAGGCGAUGGUGCAUCAGGGAGUCGACGUCAUGAUAUUCCAGAACGGACAGUAUCGGUCGGCGGUCGCCAGUCUUGAAACCCAGGAAGGAUGCCCGAUCAACCCCGGCUCAUCGCUGCAGAAGGUGAUCUACCUGGUUCCGAUAAUUGAGUCCAACAAGGAUAGACGUGGCAUUGCGUUGGAUGGUCAGCUCAAGCAUCAGGACACCAAUCUCGCUUCGUCAACACUACUGGCGUCUCCAGAUGCGAAGGACGCGUUCGGCAUAGUGGUGUCCUACUCGGUCAAGGUCAAACUGUAUCUGGGUGCGCUGGGAGGGGAGGUGUCCGCUGAACUGCCCUUCAUUCUCAUGCAUCCCAAGCCGGGAACAAAUACAAGCAAGGUGAUGAGAAAUGAUAGCCAGGUGGAAGUUGAGAGUUUCCGACAAGACACCAUUGACAUUUCGUCAGAUUCCAAAGUGCCAAUCUGCUGAAUUUCAUCUCUCUAUUCCAAUCCUUCAAUUUCUCAAUUUGUAUUUGAAUCUGUCUACCUAUAUUUUAUCCCCUUUCCGAAUGAUUCAAUCUCUAUUUCGUCUCUAAAUAUUAUUUAUUUUGAUCUCUCAAUAUUUAGUUCAUCCUCAUUUAUUGCUACACAUAAUCUUAAUUUUUAUUCCAAUCUUAGUGAUGAUCUCACUGAUGCCCACAAAAAAAAUCUAUAGUGUUUUCUGUUUUCUACUAUUAUUAAAUUGAUUCAAAUGGUAUGUAAGUAUCUAUUUAUUCCUGUAUAAAAUCAAAAAUGUUAUUUCAUCUUACAAAGAGCUAUAGUUAUUUCUGUGGCUUAGUGCAAAAACCACCAAUGUCAAUUUUUUUUCAAAAAUGAGUUUAAUACACUAAUACAUCACUAACAUCGAUUAUUUUCAGUUCCAGAAGUGCAAAUGUCCUAUCUCAAAGCAAUAAAAAAGUUAUAAAAUUUAUACUACCAAUGUCAUGAUUUAGUAAAUUAGUUUUAGUAUUUAGUAAUUCCACUCUCAGAGUGUGAAAACUAGGUACCAAUGAAGACAUAUGUUUUUAGAUUGUCAUUGAUACUCCGUGCCAGAACAACCAAUGUCGACUUCUGCACUUCUAGCACGCGAAUUUCCGUAUCGAAAUGCCAUAGUUCGAAAAUACAAGGUGAAAUUUCAAGCUGAUUUGUGAGAAAGUUGACAUUUUGACAUAGGUAGUUCUUGCACCACGCCACAGAUUUAUCAAGUCAUAGAAAUUAUAAUCAUUGGUAAUAAUAUUGACAGACAUGAAAUUAUUUUUUUUAUUCUAAUACACUAAUACUAAUGUUUUUAAUAAUUUACAUUUAUUACAUUUACAUUUAUUACAUUCCUUAAUCACGACAUCAAAUUAAUGAUUGGGAGAGAAUCAACAAUCAACAGGAUAAACCCAAAACUGUUCCUCUCCCUAAUUUUGAUAAAAAUAGUCCAAAUGAGGUUAUGAAAACACUUUUAUAAAGAUCACAAAAAUUUACAGUCCAAAUAUACAUUAUACUAAAAAUUUUGUAUCUCGGUUGAUCAGAAAGAUGAAACAAAUUAUUAUUACACUUGAAAAUGCAUUAAUAAAUUGAAAAAUAUUUUAAAAAAUUGAUAAAUUUGAAGCCAGAAAAAUCACAAAAACAUUCACUAUCAGCAAUUUGUAACUAGAAGCAAAAAAUCUGGAAAUUCUAUAUAAAAAGGAGCAUAUUAUAGGCUAUCCUUCAACAGAGAUUUGAAUAUAUUUUCCAAGUGUUAUGAAUGUUUUUGAUUCAAUUAAACCUUUAGUUACCAUGUUAUUGUUUGUUGUA